AAAUCUCCACCUGUGAUUUAAGCACACACUAACUGUGAAUUAGUUUAUUUAACAAUCUGUGAACGGACUGUGCCUGUGUUCACCGGCAUGGAGGAAUUGAAGUACAGGGGCAACAAGAGGGAGGGAAGACACAGGGACACAUGGGAUCCCUUUCAACUGAAUCCCAUCGGUGCUGAAAAGGAACAGAAGAGAAGAUGUUUUCAAUUGGCACAACAUCUAGUGGCAAUCAUUGUUGGCCUUUUGGUCCUGACAACAGCAGUCCUCAGCAAGGGCUCUCUGCUGAUUCUGAGCACACUGUCAAGUCCAUUUGCAAUUGGAUCUCCCCAAGAAAAACAGUACUACAUGAUCCUAAUGAUGUUCUGCCUCAUAGUACCAAACUUUCUCGUCUUCCUGAAGUCACUCUGGAAAUGUGUUUUCAAGAGUUCGAGCACCCCAAAGGGGAAGACACUGGGCAUUAUGUGUCUGAUAGAGAGCCUGGUGGCCUUUGGGACUGCAAUCCUUGUGCUGAUCGUGAUGCCCUAUUUUGACAUCCUCACCACUCUCUUCAUCUCUGGUGGUAUUGGCUUUGUGUCCUCCAUACUGCAGAUCGUGUUUCGCCUCCAGAAAAAGAGCUGGAAACUCAUCUUCCCCGUUUGCUCCCUGCUCCUCACCAUGACUGGCUACGCACUGGUCUGCAUGGACUACUAUGUACGUGUCACCUCAAAGAUGCCAGUCGUUGCGCCAGAAUGCUAUGUGUACGUCGCCGUUGGCAUAUUCGCGUCUCUCCUGGUGUCACUGAACUGGUGGGAGAAUCCACUUCAAGCCAGCAACAUCAUCCAAGAUACGCUCACUGAGUUAGACAGCUUCAGAGACUUUGUGAUGAUCAUCUCCAGCCUGUUGAAGAUGUUAGUCACCGUGGGAGUGUGGGCUGUGUACUACUGUUUUUUAGCACCGGUAGAUAGGAUUGUGUGGGAUGACUUUGCUAACCUCCCUGGCCAGAUGAGAGACCAGGGCCUCAGUCUUUUUGCCCUGCAGGCCAUUUGCUCAGCUCUCUGCCACUGGUUCGGAGUGGUGGCGUGUAAAAUCCACGCCGUGAGAAUGAGCUUCGCUUUCCCCGUUGUCCUCACCGGGCCGGCCACCCUCUUGCUCGGCCUCAUCCUCUUCUUUGCCAAAGCAGGCACAAUAACACUGUACGACCCCGAGGUGAAUGGGUUCGAAGGAUUUUGCAACAGCCUACCAGAAAUGCUGGCCAAAAAUCAAAACAGUACGGAUGUAAUGAUAGAAGUGUCUAGGAGCAUUUGCCGGACUUCCCUUAAUAACCCAUAUAAAUCAUGGCCAUUUGCCAUGCUUGCUCUGGAAGGGGUGUGCAUGUGGCUUGGACUGGUCACCGCAACACAUUAUGUAUGGAAAAUCAAGGUCCAGAGGAUUGAAAGAACCGCACAGUUAUUUGUCCGUCGCCUCUACGAAUCUGCAUUCAUUGACCAGUCUAUGCUGCUCAACACCAAAAUGAAAGUUGUUAAAUUAAGUGCCACGGAAAGUAAGAAGGAAGACAACAUUGAGAACUGCGUGAUUUACCUUUGUGCAACCAUGUGGCAUGAAACCUAUGAUGAAAUGCUCAAAAUUCUCACAUCAAUGUUCAGGUUGGACAGAUACAGAGGUGAUCCAAAGGAGGAACAUAAUGACUGCUUUGACUUUGAGUGCCACACAUAUGUUGAUGACGCCUUUAUGACAGAAGAUGGCAAAAGAUUGGUCAACAGCUAUGUAAAUGAUCUCAUCCAUGUUGUCAUGGAAGUGUACAGGGUAUUUACAAAUAAAGAACCAGAUGAAGUGUCAAUUGUCGAAACUCCCUAUGGUGGGCGACUGGUUUUUGUCAUGCCAGAGGGAAAUAUGUUGUAUGUGCAUCUGAAAGAUAAACAACGGAUCCGCAACAAAAAAAGAUGGUCACAGAUAAUGUAUCUUUACUAUCUCCUUGGAUGGAAGGGCUACAACGCAAAAAAUCCUCCGAAGAUAACAAGGCAGAAUAAUAUCUGCCGUGCCAGUCUCAUCUCGUUAGAUGGGGAAAGCUUCCACCUGCCAAAUAUUGACAAUGACAGUAAAAGAAGAUACAUCUCUGAUGACAACACAUUCAUCUUGGCACUGGAUGGAGAUACUGACUUCCAACCUGCAGCUGUGAUCUUGCUGGUUGACCGUCUCCGAAUGUAUGACUGUGUCGGUGCUGCCUGUGGGCGAAUUCAUCCAACUGGAAUGGGUCCAAUGGUGUGGUAUCAGAAGUUUGAAUAUGCAGUGGGUCAUUGGUUGCAGAAGACUGCUGAACACGUCUUUGGAUCUGUCCUUUGUAGUCCUGGGUGUUUCAGUUUAUUCAGGGGUUCUGCACUGAUGGAUGACAAUGUUCUGAAAAGAUACACCACCAAAGCAACCAGAGCUUCAGAGUAUGUUCAAUAUGACCAAGGUGAGGACCGCUGGCUGUGCACACUACUGCUGCAGCAGGGCUGGCGUGUGGAGUACAACGCUGCGUCGGACGCCUACACCAACUCCCCAGAGGAGUUCAAGGAGUUCUACAACCAGAGACGUCGCUGGGGGCCCUCCACCCUGGCCAACACCCUGGACCUGCUCCAUAGUGGAGGGGAAACAGUAAAGAGGAACACCUCCAUCUCGAUGAUCUACAUCUUCUACCAGAUUUUCACAGUGGGAUCCUCCAUCCUUGGGCCAGCCUCUGUCACUUUGAUGGUAGCAGGUGCUUUCCAGUUUGUGUUUAAGAUCGCAGGCACAACUUCUAUCAUCAUAGCAUCUGUACCCCCUGUCAUCUACCUUAUAAUUUGCUUCGUGGCCAAGACAAACUUCCAGAUUACAAUUGCAGCGAUUCUAAGUGUUCUGUAUGCCUUCCUGAUGACAGCUUCAUUCUUCUCCAUCAUUGGUGAUAUGGUGACACAGGGAACGUUCAUCACCCCCACUGGGCUUUUCUUGGUGUCCAUGACCAUCAUGUAUCUGGUCACGGCAUUGCUCCACCCUCAGGAGUUUAGCAUGAUCAUCUACGGGCUCAUGUACUUCAUCUGCAUUCCCAGUGGCUACCUGCUGCUCACCAUCUACUCCCUGGUGAACAUGCAUAAUGUGUCCUGGGGCACCCGCGAGACCAACAAAGCCAAGGAGACAGAGAAACGGGUGGGCAUCCUGUGCGACCGCACCUGCAAGAUGUGCUGCUGGGACAUGAAGUGCCAGGUGACUCAGGAGACAGAGAGCCUACUCCUCCAGCAGAUCCAGCAUGCCGUCAACACUGGCCAAGGCACUCAGGCUGCCGGAGUGGUGGCCAUUCCGGCUCGUGAUGCGAUCGACGGAGCGACCGUGCCACCAAACAACACAGCUCGGGAUGAAGUAGAGCUAAUGAUGAUGAGCAAUAGGCCAACAGUAAAGGUAACUGGAGGAGACCAUGUAGACCAGCCUGACCCUGAUUCAGCAUUUGAAAAAAGUGAGAGUACAAGUGGCAGUGCAAGGAAAACGGAUGAUGAUGAUGAUGAUGAUGACGAUGAUGAUGAUGAUGAAGAUUAUAAUUAUGAAGAUGAAGACAAUGAUGAUCCUAUUUUGAAUGACCAAGAUGAUUUUGCGCCUGAUUUAGCGCCUGAAAGUGACUGGGUUGGCCCUGUGAAGACAGAGUUCUUGAAGAAGCUGACCUAUGCCAACCUGAAAAGGAACUUGCAGGAGCAGAUACGCUACACGCUGCGGAACAAGAAGCAGGACGACGUGUGCGAGGACCUGGUGAUGAACCUCACCGAUGUGGUGAACACCGAACUGAACAGCAAAGUGGGCCCAGAGGAUGUGCUCACAGAGAGUCAGCUGGAGGAGCUGCAGUACGCCCUGAACGAGGCGGCCCGCAGAAUCCUCAAGACCAGCCGUAUGGAAAGGCUGGACAGAAGGGUGAAACGAGCCAUUGAAAAAACUCUUCUUGCACCUCAGGUUGUGCAACUGGCUGAGGAUGAGAAGGAUUUCUGGGACAAACUGCUUGAGAGGUAUCUGGCCCCCAUUGUUGAUGACAAAGCUCAUCAGGAUGAAGUGAUUCGAGAAUUGAAGUCUCUGCGUAACAAGGCUGUGUUUUUGUACUUCAUGCUGAACCUUUUGUGGGUAGUCGCAACCUUCUUCUUGCAAGCCAUCGGCACUGACGUCAUCAGCAUAAAGAUCCCAAAGAUUGAUCCCGUUAACGGCACACCGACGGGAGAAUACAUGUCUGUUGAGCCUCUCAGUCUGAUGUUUCUGCUGUCCUUUGCAGUUCUUCUACUUGUUCAAUUCCUUGCCAUGCUUUAUCACCGAGUGUACACGCUUAUCCAUAUGGUGUCCUACAGAAGCACUGAGAAAGAUUACAAAGAGAAAGACGAUGAGGAUGAUGAAGAGGAGCUAAUUCUGGAAAACCAGAUGGCAAAUGGUCUUACAUUCUCCAGUGAUGACUUGUGAGGUUUUGCACAAAGACUGCUUAGUUUACACAAAUGCUAAAACUUGAAAACAAAUUUAACAAAUUUGAAAAUUUUUAUUUGAUAUAUUGCACCUUAACUGAGUGAAAUUAAACUCUGUCAGUGUAUUCCUUA
This is a messenger RNA of Alosa sapidissima (American shad), 4550 nucleotides long. It is a transcript of the gene chs1, whose product is annotated as chitin synthase 1. The record is from RefSeq and is a predicted model, not a curated record. Gene Ontology annotation, molecular function: chitin synthase activity. NCBI's taxonomy places the organism in Eukaryota, Metazoa, Chordata, Actinopteri, Clupeiformes, Clupeidae. The transcript is spliced from 19 exons. The coding region runs from base 88 to 4419 and encodes 1443 amino acids. Gene Ontology annotation, cellular component: cell periphery; cell septum.